Molecule: messenger RNA, 4792 nt
Organism: Megalopta genalis
Lineage: Eukaryota; Metazoa; Arthropoda; Insecta; Hymenoptera; Halictidae
Source: RefSeq, a predicted model, not a curated record
UUCACAAUGUGGAUGUUUAUGUAUACAAAUUUUCAUUUUCGUAAACGCAUCUUCACGAAGAUAACAUAAAAUUGUAUUAAAUUGAUUUAAAUAUAUUUACAAAUUAAAAAUGCAUAAAAUCCACGUACAUAUUUAUAUUCGUUUAUUUGUGUUUUCUCCAAGAAAUUCGAAAGCAACCAAAUAGAAAGCAUUUUUUGUCAAUGCAAGAAAUUACGAACAAAUAGAUAAUGUGUGUACUAAAAUAAUUUUUCUAGUCUUUUAAUUUAUAAAUCGCUUUCGUUAUUUCGAUAUGUACUUGGACCAUUGUCAACUUCUUUCACGCUUGUAUGAUCUGUGUAUGUAUAGAUGCAUGUGAUGAAAGCCGGACAUUUAAGAGGUUAGAACGAUAUGUAAGAAAAGUGAUUGUUUAGAUGGUUUUAAUGUUCAUUGUCCAUUUAACAACAUUAUAAGUGUGAACAACAAAAUGGGUGAAAUGAAAUUUAGUAACUAUGACGGAAUCAAAUCAGAACAGAAGUAUAAUAAUGUAGUAAAACAUAUACAGGAUAAAUGGAAACUGGUACCUGCUUUUCUGAAAGGGAAAGGCCUCGUAAAGCAACACAUAGAUUCUUUCAAUUAUUUUAUAAAUGUCGAAAUAAAGAAGAUUGUAAAAGCAAAUGAGAAGGUGUUAAGCGAUGCUGAUCCCCUGUUUUAUGUGAAGUAUCUGAAUGUCCAUGUUGGUACACCAGACGUAGAAGAAGGUUUCAACGUAACUCGAUCUACAACUCCACACGAAUGUCGUCUGAGGGAUUUAAAUUACUCUGCUCCGAUUACUGUAGAUAUUGAAUAUAUUAGAGGGCAUCAGCCAAUAAUUAGGAAUAAUUUAUUGAUUGGAAGAAUGCCCAUUAUGUUAAGAAGCUCAAAUUGUGUAUUAAAUGGAAAAUCCCAUUUUGAAUUAGCAAAAAUGAAUGAAUGUCCACAUGAUCCUGGUGGUUAUUUUGUAAUAAACGGACAGGAAAAAGUCAUCCUUAUACAAGAACAAAUGUUGAGAAACAGAAUUAUUUUAGAAGAAGAUAGCAAAGGCUGUAUUAUAGCAUCUUGUAAUAGUUCCACUCAUGAGAGGAAAACGAAAACGAAUAUUGUGGGUAGAGGAGGAAAAUAUUACAUGAGACACAAUAUUUUUCAGGAUGACAUACCUGUAACAAUAAUAUUUAAGGCAAUGGGAAUUGUCAGUGAUCAAGAGAUCAUGCAACUUAUUGGUACAGAGAAAGAAUUCAUGAAGAAAUUUGCAUCUAGUUUGGAAGAGUGCCAUACGUUAGAAGUCUUUGCUCAAAAUCAGGCACUUAGAUAUCUCAGUAAUAAACGAAAACAGAAAAGGUACUCGUUAAUCAAAUCUAGUAUCACAGACGAAAUGAAGGACAUAUUAGCAACUAAUGUUUUAUCACAUGUUCCGGUAAUAGAUUUUAAUUUUAAAGUGAAAGCUACAUAUAUUGCUUUAAUGAUUCGUAAAGUCAUGAAAGCACAAUCUGAUGGCAAGCUUGUAGAUGACAGAGAUUACUAUGGUAAUAAGCGAUUGGAAUUAGCUGGUUCUUUAUUGUCUUUGAUGUUUGAAGACCUGUUUAAAAGGUUCAAUUGGGAGUUGAAACAAAUUGCUGACAAGAACAUCCCGAAAAUUAAAGCUGCGCAGUUUGAUAUUGUAAAACACAUGAGACAAGAUCAAAUUACAAACGGACUAGCUUUCGCCAUAUCUUCGGGUAACUGGACCAUCAAACGAUUCAGAAUGGAACGUCACGGUGUGACUCAAGUGUUGUCCAGACUUUCUUACAUUUCCGCGCUUGGUAUGAUGACGAGAGUUAAUUCACAAUUCGAAAAAACAAGAAAAGUGUCGGGUCCACGAUCUUUGCAGCCAUCACAAUGGGGAAUGCUAUGUCCUAGCGAUACUCCUGAAGGAGAAGGUUGUGGUUUAGUUAAAAAUUUGGCUCUCAUGACGCAUAUUACCACGGAGCUCGAUGAAGAGCCAAUUGUGAGGUUGGCGUUCAAUUUAGGAGUGGAGAACGUUAAUAUCCUUGGCGGAGAAGAGAUCAAUAACAAAAGCGUUUACAUGGUGUUCUUAAACGGUAAUAUUCUGGGGAUAGUCAAGAAUUAUCAGAGGCUAGUAAAUGUAUUUCGGUUACUCCGCAGAAAUGGUCUCGUAAAUGGUUUCGUCUCUAUAUACACGCAACAUCAGCACAGAUGUAUCCAGAUCAGUUCCGAUGGGGGACGAUUAUGUAGACCAUACAUUAUCGUGAAAAAUGGACAACCUCUUAUACAAGAGGAACAUAUCAAAUUCCUUGAACAUGGUGUACGCAAUUUCGAAGAUUUCUUACAAGACGGUUUAAUCGAGUAUUUGGACGUCAACGAAGAAAACGACAGUUCUAUUGCAUUCAACGAAGCACACAUUAGCUACAAAACAACACACUUAGAAAUCGAACCAUUCACGUUGCUCGGAGUUUGUGCCGGAUUGGUACCAUAUCCUCAUCACAAUCAAAGUCCUCGAAACACAUAUCAGUGUGCUAUGGGUAAACAGGCUAUGGGAACUAUUGGUUAUAAUCAGCGCAAUCGUAUCGACACAUUGAUGUACAAUUUAGUAUAUCCUCAAGCACCUAUGGUUAAGUCUAGAACAAUAGAAUUAAUCAAUUUUGAUAAGCUACCGGCUGGUCAGAAUGCAACAGUAGCUGUUAUGUCCUACAGCGGUUAUGAUAUUGAGGACGCUCUUAUUUUAAAUAAGGCAUCUAUCGACAGAGGAUUCGGGAGGUGUUUGAUAUAUCGGAAUGCUAAGUGCACCUUGAAAAGAUAUGCCAAUCAAACGUAUGAUCGCAUAAUGGGUCCACUUCUAGAUUCAAACACAAAGAAACCUGUUUGGAGACACGACGUUAUUGAUAGUGAUGGAAUCGCUGCACCCGGUGAAAUGGUGGAGAACAGGAAGGUGAUGGUAAAUAAGUCGUCACCCUCUGCAAACAUCGGUCCAGUAAAUUCUGGCAAUGUGCAGGCACAAACAGAAUACAAAGAUGUUCCAGCUGUUUACAAAGCUCCAGUGCCUUCCUACGUUGAGAAGGUGAUGAUCUCCAGCAACGCGGAAGACGCGUUCUUAAUUAAACUAUUAUUAAGACAAACUCGUAGGCCGGAGAUUGGUGACAAAUUUAGUAGUCGACAUGGACAGAAGGGUGUGACCGGUUUAAUCGUGGAACAAGAAGAUAUGCCAUUUAACGAUUAUGGUAUAUGUCCUGACAUGAUCAUGAAUCCACAUGGUUUCCCUUCUCGUAUGACAGUUGGCAAACUGAUAGAAUUACUUGCUGGAAAAGCUGGAGUUGUGAAAGGACAAUUCCAUUAUGGCACAGCUUUCGGAGGUUCCAAAGUGGAAGAUGUUUGCCAAGAGUUGGUAAAACAUGGAUACAAUUAUUUGGGCAAGGACUUCUUUUACUCUGGGAUCACAGGGGAACCAUUGCAGGCAUAUAUCUAUUCUGGGCCAGUAUAUUAUCAGAAAUUGAAGCACAUGGUGCAAGAUAAAAUGCACGCUCGAGCUCGAGGUCCGAGAGCUGUGUUAACGCGACAGCCAACCGAAGGUCGCGCGAAGGAAGGAGGUUUGCGAUUAGGAGAAAUGGAACGUGAUUGUUUGAUUGGAUACGGUGCGAGCAUGAUGCUAAUAGAGAGACUUAUGAUAUCAAGCGAUGCAUUCGACGUAGACGUAUGCAACAAGUGUGGUCUUAUGGCGUAUAGUGGCUGGUGCCACAGUUGUCGCUCCAGUUCAUGUGUUUCCACGAUCUCUAUGCCUUAUGCCUGCAAGUUGCUUUUCCAAGAACUGCAGUCAAUGAACAUCGUACCCCGUUUGACAUUAAAAAAUUAUUGCGAGUAAAUUUUACGCAUAUAUGUACAUAUAUUUUUUGUAUGUGUAACAGCGAGUUAAUUUUUUUUACAAAAAGAAAUAUUACAACAAGAGUCAAUUAAGUGUCGGUUAAAGUGGUUUUGCAAGUAGAUGUACCACAGGAUUUUCAAUACAGUCCUUGCUUUGUAUUAAACGUAAUUCGAUUUUUCUGGCAAACUGUACGUCCUGAUCGCGGCACUCUAACGAAUAUUUAUAAAAGCAGUUAUUAGACUUUCAUACUUUUCCUUUGAAAAAAGUAAUUUAGACACUUUCAAUAAAACAAUACCUUGAAAAUGUUCGUAAGUCUUGAGCAAGACGCUGUGCAAAGAACCCACAGUUUUUUCAAUAGCAUCUUUUAUAUUGUCUUGCAAGUGCGUGUGUGCUAGAAACAGCGCGGCGAAAAGAUCUCCUGAUCCCGUAAAACUAGCUGGUAUUUUUGGAAUGUCGAUCUGCAUUACUUUAUUAUCUGAAAUCAAAUAGAAUCUGUUUGCAAGCAUUCAGUAUAGAUAAGGAAUUUUUAUACGUUUUGAACGUCACUUCUAUUAAUUUAUUACCCUUCACCGUGCUACAUAUUGCUGUUAAUUUAUUGUCAAUUUCUACUGAUGAAACAGCUACUAUUUGAGGACCUGCUUUAUGUAAUAUAUUUAUAGCAGUUUGUAUAUUUAGAAUAGUAUUGGUCUUGACAUCACUCAGCCACCUAAAAUUAUUAACAUUUUUACUAAUGUUCUUGUUUUCUUUGUAAUAAAAUUAUAAUAUGAUUAAUGUACUCUAAUUCAUAUUGAUUUGGCACUAUGAUAUCUGCCAGUGGUACUAUCUCUGUUUUAUAAAUUUCUUUUAGUUCUUCAGGAACAUACAUUUUUCCAUUAUCGCCCAUAACAGGAUCACAAACUUGAAUAAAAAGAUCCAUAUAUAGUA